Alexandromys fortis (reed vole) is the source of this 3586-nucleotide messenger RNA. It is a transcript of the gene Tmem178b, whose product is annotated as transmembrane protein 178B. Lineage: Eukaryota; Metazoa; Chordata; Mammalia; Rodentia; Cricetidae. The transcript is spliced from 4 exons. The record is from RefSeq and is a predicted model, not a curated record. Gene Ontology annotation, cellular component: membrane. The coding region runs from base 2660 to 3073 and encodes 137 amino acids.
CUAGAUGGCACUGAAACGCCUUGUUCUCGAUUUUCAAAAUGCAGAGAGGAAAAAAAAAACAACUAAAGACAAAAAGAAUAUGGUGGAGGUGCGUUCAUUUAGACUCACAAGCCCUGCUGUGUAAAGCUGGGUCCCUAGGGCAGCUCUUUAUCCCGCAAAGGGGGACCUCGGCUUUGGAGAGAGGGUGAAACCGAAGGGGGAGCUUUAGAAUGAUACCCCUAGUGUGUGGAGCUGGAUGGGAGGCUCCCAGCCUUUGCGGCUGUCUCACGUGAGAGAAGCUGGGGGCGGGGUAGGGUGGGGAUGGAUCCGUUAGCUGGGGCCCACCCCUUCAAGGUCUGGAGUCCGGUACCACCUCAAAGAGGCCCUGCAGAGGUUAAACCUAGCGGUCAUGAGAUCACUGACAAACCUUACACCGAGGUUGCUUUAACUCUCCCUCUCCUCCAAAAUAUCUACAACAGCCUUCUCCACCCCAUUGUGAUUUUCUUCUGGUCUUAAAUGGACCUUGCGGUCUCCUUUUCUUGCUGAAGAGUCAGGGCAGGUGUGUGUGUGUGUGUGUGUGUUGUGUCGGGCGCUGGCUUAGGAUGAUCGAGAGCCUCACCGCUGCUCUCUGCUCAGCUCCAGGUGGAAAUCACAGUAGCUAGUAAGGUAGUGCUUAUGGCUUUCUGGGGGGAAAAACAAAGAUUAAACCAACGGGAGACACUAGCGGCCGAAACCCGGGGCACAGGGGUUCACUCAGAACUCGUUAAAGAAGGUUCUCUAAAACUUUUUUAAAAAAAGAACUGUGGCGAGUUUAAGGGAAUUUUCCACGGUCAAAAGAGAAACAGGAGACGUGGGCACCAACCCUAAAUUUACAAUAAUACACAUAAACAUGCUACAUGCCACAUAUAUGUAUAUGUGCAUAAAUAUGGAUGUGAUGGAGUGCAUACCUACCUAGACACCAUUCACUUGCCUGGCCAAAGAAUAAGGCUCAGACAUUUCGUGCCUGGGAAAUUGGUGCGGUUCAACUUUAAGAAGGCUAGAAAAAUAAGAGAUGAGGCUCACGUUGCACGGAUGACAUCACUAGCUUUUGGCUGCGCGCUCCGUGUUCUCGGCUGUGGGUUUUAGCCAAGGCUGCAGCGCCUAGAGGCCGAGCGAGUGACAGCGGCUUCCUAGGGCGCCCACACCCGGGCAAUGCGAUUUCUGGAGCCCCUGGGGCGCAGGCUAGGCUCUCGCUCCUCGCGGGCGUCGGCUGAGCCUGAGAGGCCCGGAAGCCUCCGCGGCUCGAGGAGGAGAUAGGGAGGGUAAGCUGAGGUACCGAGGCUCCCUACCCCCCACCCCUUGCCCCAUUCACCACAGUGCGGGGAGCCGGAUCGCGGGACGCCGAGGCCGGGACGGGAUCCUCUGCACGAGGCCGAGGGACCCUGCGCCUCGUCGCCUGGGUGGGCUGCGAAGAAAAUGGUGCAGUCUGAGAGUGGCUGACCCCAGCUGGCCAGAGCAAGCGGGUGCUGGACUGCUUGGGCUCAGGUGGCAGCGAAGGGGGCGGGUUGCUUCGAGCAGCCGGGUCCUGGGUUUUCUUGGUGCCCGCAGCAUUUGCUUAGCACCUGGGCAGCUCCCACGCGGGGCUGCGGGAGACUAGGUGAAGUGAGGCAGAGGGGAUCUUGGAGGAGGCUGGGCGUACACAUUCCAGGAAGAAGGAGCUGGAAAGAGCAGAAUGACACCGAGGAGGCUGGUGACUGGGCCGGCUGCGCGCCACCCCUGAGCGACCUGUCCAUGGUGUUGAAGGAGCUCGGAGAGCCCGGGGUGCUCCCUCCUCUGUGCAGCCUGCCCAUAGCUCCUGGCAGCUGCCGCCCAGUCUCUGCAAACCCCGGGCCUGGAAUAGUCGCCUAACGCCACCUGGGUGUCCCCGCUGUCCAAAAGCUAGACAGUCUGAAUGGCGAGGCCAGAGGCUGGCCACCCGGGAGCUCGCGGGGAAAGGCUGUCCGAGAUCGUGCGUCCUCGGGCAGUUCACCUCUGAGAGCACGCGUGGGCCAGCAGGAGCCAAGGACCUAUUGGUGAUCAGAGGACCGAGGCUUUGAAAAGACCCGACGCUGAGAGGAAGAACAGUUUCGGACGCACGUCCCCGGCCUUCGGCUGCAGAUCGAAAAGGGGAGAGUCCAGGAGAACGAGAUCCAGGGCAGCCGGGCGCGGGCGCAAUCCAUUCCUUCGGCGGAGUGCUGCGUCCUCACACGCCCUCCCUAUCAUUCCUAGGAAGCCAGGACAGUCACUUUGGUCAGCAAGCUGCACAGAAAAACCCAGCAAAUCCCGCCGCGGUCGAGAGCACUUGGUAUUUAGUUUGCGGUUGCCGGGCCGCGGGCCGAGGCGGAGGCUUAGGACUGUCGCCUCCUGAACGGUGAGAAGUGGCGGUGUUGAGUUCGCCACCACCGGAGAAGGCUGCACCAGCCCGGAGGAUGCUCAGGACCCCGCGGGAGCCUCUCCGUAACAGAACUUUAUAGGCUGCCCGCCCCGAUCCCCGCAGUCUCCAGGCUCCGUACCCGCAGGUGGGGGCCAAGGGGUCGCCGCGGCGCAGAUUCCCCUCCAGUCCCCACCCCCAGCUCGGCCGCCCUCCGCUUUGUUCCGGGCGUGCAGAGGGAAGGCGAGGCUGCGGCGGAUCAUGCCCAUGGUGUAGCCGCCAAGCGGAGGCAUGGCUGCCGGAAGGUUACUGCUCUACACCGGGCUUUCGCUAGCGCUCUGCGCCCUCGGAAUGCUGGCUGUGGCCAUCUGCUCCGACCACUGGUACGAGACGGACGCCAGGAAGCACAGGGACAGGUGCAAGGCCUUCAACACCCGCCGGGUCGAUCCCGGUUUCAUUUACAACAACAACAACAACUUGCCUCUGCGCGCGAGCCGCUCGCGCCUGGACCGCUGGGAGGGCAAACUCCUCCGGGCCCGGAAUCGCCGGCAGCUGUUCGCCAUGAGCCCGGCGGACGAGUGCAGCCGGCAGUACAACUCCACCAACAUGGGCCUCUGGAGGAAGUGCCACCGGCAGGGCUUCGACCCAGAGAUCGCCGCCCUCAUCCGGAAAGGAGAAAUUGAGAGAUGCACGUACAUCAAGUAACACUACUCCUCAGCAACCAUCCCCAGGAACCUCACAUUCAACAUCACGAAGACCAUUCGCCAGGAUGAGUGGCAUGCCCUGCACCUGCGCAGGAUGACAGCUGGCUUCAUGGGCAUGGCGGUGGCCAUCAUCCUCUUCGGCUGGAUCAUCGGUGUGCUGGGCUGCUGCUGGGACCGAGGCCUUAUGCAGUAUGUGGCAGGGCUUCUCUUCCUCAUGGGAGGAACCUUCUGCAUCAUUUCACUGUGCACCUGUGUGGCUGGGAUCAACUUUGAGCUGUCACGUUACCCACGCUACCUAUAUGGACUCCCGGAUGACAUCAGCCACGGCUAUGGAUGGUCCAUGUUCUGUGCGUGGGGGGGCCUGGGCCUCACACUAAUCUCGGGAUUCUUCUGUACCUUGGCCCCCUCUGUCCAACCUGUCCCGAGGACCAACUGCCCUAAAUCCAGACCAGAGAAUGGGACAGUGUGCUAAAAAACAAACCCAUACAUAUAUAUAUAUAUAUAUAUAUAAAUA